AUGCUGCCGGCGAGACGCUUGAGAAUCUUGACAGGCGAGUGCUCCAAACCGGCCUCUGCCCUCACUUCUCCGACCUUGGACGAACCCACAGGGACCUUGUCAGCAAGCACCGCCAUAAGCAGCAAUAUUGCAGAACGAAAUAGCAGACAGGCCUCAUGUGCCAAUUACGCUAAAGUAACUGGCUUCUCAAAAAUGAUGAAAAAGUUCAUCUUCAGCUGCCUCCAACUUAUGCCAAAUAAACGAGGUACUCUUGACUUCUGGCUUGACACAAGGCUCUUCAGUCUAAACAAGGACUAUGUUCAGCAGUUGUCUACCAAUGUUAUCUCUGCCACUCCUCUUCGCCAGUAUCUGGCUGAUAAUCCCCCGGCAAGUUGGUCCCUAGGAGAGGGGAAGGAUGACAUCCAUCAGCUCGCCUUUCCUUGA
Protopolystoma xenopodis is the source of this 423-nucleotide messenger RNA. The record is from the annotation of a GenBank genome assembly. NCBI's taxonomy places the organism in Eukaryota, Metazoa, Platyhelminthes, Monogenea, Polystomatidea, Polystomatidae.